AUGAACCAAGAUAAACAAUUACCCGUUAAAAAGUUUCUUUCCAGACAUAUUCCAAACCAAGUAGCAAAUUCAAGAAGGCUUUGUUAUAGACAUCGACCUGAUCUUGUUAAGAAAAGACAGCCUGAUGAUCUCCAUAUGGAAUCAGUGCAGAGACAAAUGGAAGAACUACCAACAGAAGACAAAGCAGCUAUUACACAUAUCUGGUCUUUGUUUUCUGCAGCACCUGCUGAUCAACGAUUACUCAUCUUACGAGGUGUUUUAGCGACUUGUUGUACACCUCAACUCUCUUUUCUGUAUGAUGCCAUUCAACCCUUGUUGCGGAUUGAUUUUUUGUCUAUCUUACCGCAUGAAAUAGCACUGCAAAUCUUUUUCUAUCUAGAUGCUAAAUCGCUCUGUCAUGCUGCUCAAGUAUCUCAUGCUUGGAAAUCAUUAGCAGACGAUGAUGCUUUAUGGCAUCGUAUGUGUGAACAGCACAUUGACAAGAAAUGCAACAAGUGUGGAUGGGGACUGCCUCUCUUAAACAAGAAACGAAAAGCAGCCACGAUGGAAACACCUUUACGGAUUGCCUGUGGGCCGAGUGAUCUACCUCGAACAGAACAUGUCAUGCCUACCAAGAAAAAGAAGAGCCAAAUUGACCAUGAGACAGCCACCAUGUUUGAAGACACUGUCUGUGCACCUCAACCUAUACGUAGACCAUGGAAAGAUGUCUAUUCAGAACGGUUGAUGGUAGAACGUAAUUGGCGAAACAACAAUUACCAUGCUAAAGUCCUGAGUGGUCACACAGAUGGUGUCAUGUGUGUCCAAGUGUGCGAUAGCAGUAAUAUCCUAAUGACGGGUUCGUAUGAUACUACUGUGCGUAUCUGGCACUUGGAGACAGGUGAAUUGAUCCGUACCCUUCAAGGACACACACGCUGUGUACGGGCAUUGCAGUUUGAUGAGGCCAAGUUAGUGACAGGUGCCAUGGACCAUACACUCAAGAUAUGGAAUUGGCAAACAGGCCAAUGCAUUCGUACAUUAGAAGGUCACACAGGAGGUGUAUUAAGCUUGCAUUUCAAUUCAAGAUUGAUGGCUAGUGGAUCUACAGACCACACGAUUCGCGUCUGGAACUUUUCUGCAGGUGAAUGUUGUACGCUGACAGGUCAUACUGAAUGGGUCAAUUCUGUUCAGUUCUGUCAAGAGGGAACCGUGCUGAUCUCUUCCAGUGAUGAUGCGACCAUUCGUAUCUGGGAUGUUCAGAAGCGUGUCUGUUUGCGUACCCUGAAUGGCCAUGUGGGCCAAGUGCAGCUGGCCAUACCGAGUCCUAAAGGGUUCCAGCAUCGAUUGACAGGCCAAGAAGAAAGAACAGAAAGUGUGUAUGAUACUCAUCGUCUGUUUGAACCAGGCUGUGCCACUACUACCCGACCCAGCAAGAAGACUGAAGCCAAGAUAGAUCAAGCCAGACGUCUUUCUGAAGACCCGAUUGUGAUCUCUGGAUCAUUGGACAACACACUCAAGUUAUGGGACAUGAACACAGGCAGUUGUAUUCGGACCCUGUUUGGCCAUGUGGAGGGUGUCUGGAGUUUAGCGUAUGACACGUUACGUAUUGUUUCAGGGUCUCACGAUAAAACAGUGCGUGUGUGGGACCUGGGUAGUGGUCGAUGUAUGCAUGCAUUAGAAGGUCACAGUGGGCCUGUCACGGCAGUUGCGCUAAGUGAUACAAAAAUCGUAUCGACCUCGGACGAUGGAGAUAUUCGCAUAUGGGAUUAUGGUGUAAAAUAA
Messenger RNA from Gilbertella persicaria, 1758 nucleotides. Its product is annotated as quinon protein alcohol dehydrogenase-like superfamily. Gene Ontology annotation, molecular function: protein binding. Bases 1 to 1758 code for a protein of 585 amino acids. The record is from RefSeq and is a predicted model, not a curated record. The transcript has 2 exons. Lineage: Eukaryota; Fungi; Mucoromycota; Mucoromycetes; Mucorales; Choanephoraceae.